AUGCGCAGCCCCGAAUCUGACCCGGACUUCUCAGAACGAGUCAGCAAGAGGCGACGCAUUUCCUCCCCGACGCGGGAAGGCUCAUAUACAACCAUGAGCACCGCGAUGCCUACCAUCGAGCUCACUCCGCUUGAGAACACCCUACGAACCCUACUCCUCGAUGUCGCACAAUACAUCACCGAGAAAAAAACCGCCGCAGGAGGCGUCACUCUGGCAGAUCCCUCCGGGACUGUCUUGCGCUUCACAGGUGGGUGGGUCAGGGACAAAUUGCUCGGAGUCGAAAGCCAUGAUAUCGACGUGGGCAUCAGCAACAUGACGGGAUACCAGUUCGGUAUGGCCCUGAAAGACUACCUCGAUGUUCCGGAGCACCUUGAAAUAUACAAGAAAAGCCUUCCGAAUGGAGAAAUGAACGACGCCAUUGUGAGCCUCCACAAAAUCGAGGCUAACCCGGAGAAAUCAAAGCACCUCGAGACCGUCACAACCAAGAUCUUCGGCCUGGAUAUUGAUUUGGUCAAUCUACGAAAGGAAACAUACACAGAUGACAGUCGAAAUCCUCAGAUGGAGUUCGGCACCGCUGUCGAAGACGCUCUGAGACGCGAUGCGACUAUCAAUGCGCUUUUCUACAAUCUUAAUGACUCACGGCUGGAGGAUCUCACUGAGAGGGGACUAGAGGACAUGAGAAAGAAGACUAUUCGAUGCCCAAUGGAGCCAUACCAAACCUUCAAAGAUGACCCACUCCGGGUGCUUCGAUUGAUCCGCUUUGCGAGCAGACUGGGGUACCAAAUCGACCCCGAAACUGAAGCCGCUAUGAAGAUUGAAGAUAUCCGCGAGGCAUUGAAGCUCAAAAUCAGUAAAGAGCGAGUGGGAACCGAGCUGGAAAAGAUGUUGCGCGGCCCCGACCCUCGUGGUGCAUUGGAGCUCAUCGAUCGGCUCCAACUGUUCCCCACUAUCUUGGCUAAUCAUCAGGACGAUGUCAAGGCUGAUACAUCGACAUGGCCCCUUGCCUACAAUACUAUGGCACGAUUACUACACCCAGAGGCUGGUGACAGCGAAGAGGUUCAGGCAGUCACUAAGCGCGUUCGUGAUAUCCUAUUCCGUGACGAAACCACCAUAUACUACGCCUGGAUUAUUGCAACUUUUGCUCCCUGGACUUCGAUUUCCGGUCGUAGCGGGAAAGGAUCCAAACCCUUGCCCCCGCGAGCUGUUGAAGUUGGGAGAGAUAGCCUUCGAACUGACAACAAGACCCUCAAUGCAAUUCGGGCUGCUGCUCUGCAUUACAAAGAAACAAUUGCGACCAAAAAUGCACUUCUCGCCAAGGAAAUGAGUGGCACACCAGCGGAAAUUCGACAGCGCGUUGGGUUGCAAAUCCGGUCAUGGAAUAAGGACUGGAAACUUUGCAUUCUCCUGGCUAUCAUGCAAGAAGCUAUGGCGUUCCGUGACUUCGCAGAAGUCAUCCGUGAAUAUGAUCAGUUCCUUGCGUACAUUGUAGAAAGCGACCUGGAGGAUGUUUGUGAGCUCAAGCCCAUCGUAAACGGCGAUGAAAUUAUGAAGAGUCUAGGGGCCAAAAAGGGACCUUGGAUGUCCAAGGCAGUUAAUAUGGCCAUGGAAUGGCAACUUCUUCAUCCUGAUAUUACCGAGAAGGAAAAGGUGCUAGAAGAGAUCGCGGAAGCCCGUGAGGCUCUCGUGCAGAGUCCUGGCAAAAUGCCAAUCGGUUUCUUCCCCGCCGUUGCAGCUGCGUCCAAAAGUGACUUGGCUCAAUUAUGGCAAGAUGUUUCUUCUUAUGAUCACUCAACGCAUUCGAAUAUCUGUGAGAGUCUCGUUACUGUAACCAGUUACAUCGACUACUGGGAUGGCAUGCUGCCAAAUGAUCAAGGCCCGCGACCUUUGAAACCAGCAGAGGCCAAAGCUGUGAACAAUUUGUUCGAAUGGGCCAGUGCUACAGCUUUACCUUCAUCGGAUUUUGCCGUUGAUUUUGAUGAGACUGCCGAGAUUUCAGACGAUAUUAUCAAAGCUCAGAAUGAAAGUCGGUUUAGAUCUGAGCUGGCUCUAGAGCUGCUUCUGGUUCUAAACAAGCCCCUAGCAGGGCUGCCAAAUGGCAAGCCAGACAAUGCGGCAGACAUCCUUCUCGCGGGGGCAUGUUUCGCCAAUGAGCAAAACCCAUGGGCCACAUCAGAGAGCUACAAUGCGGCAUCGAUGCUCAUGAGCGUUUGGGUUCAGGACACUCGUCGUGCCAAUACCUUCUGGCCUGCUAUCGACUUCAUCCUCAGGGACAGGAUUAGGCCACUUUUUGCAAAGACAAAAAAUCCCGCCAUCACCAGUGCUGGCCGCAAGAACUUCCAUCCACAAGCUCUACCUCGCUUUGACCUAGAACCACCCGCAAAGCCUUGGAAGACCACCGGUGUCUACGUCGCAGCUGUGCUGUCAUGGAUCCUUUCCCAGUACCAACCCGAGGACAAGACACACUUCGAAGCACACUUCCAGCUUUUCGUGCCCACUAUCCUAGCAAUGGUUGACGACAACAACCUCCCAUUCAAAACAAAAGGCUGUGCCCUACUUACUCAGUUACUACAACCAAUCCAAAAAAGCGACUCGGACAUUCUCAGACGAACAAACCUCACCUCCGUCUUCGAAGACGCCGUCACGCCGUGUCUUCUAUCCCUACCAUCCAUCACACCCGAGGAUAGAUCCCUCGACAUACUAGGAGAAGCAUACCCAGCCCUCCUUUCCACCCUCAAAACCGCCUACAAGGGUCCCGCCCAAUCCGAAAAGGAUAAAGAAGCCUACACCACCCGCCUCGCCAAAAUCCUCCGAUCAAACCUCAUCUCCUCCUUCCACCACGUCAGCUCCGGCACUCCAGCCGCAGGUUCAACCGCAUCCUUCCCACACCCCCGUCUCUCAACAUUUCUCCUAGAAAAGAUAACAAUCGUCAUCAACGAGCUGGGGAUCCACACUACAAAGUACCUCCAAGAACUCAUCCCAGUCCUCUACACCACAUUAUCAAACCCCUUCGGAACAGCACAUCCUCCACUCCUGUUAGCUGCGGCUACUGCCACACAGGCGGUGAUCAAGAACGCACACCCACGGAUCUGGCGCUGGCGCGGUGAGAUCUUGAGUGGGUUGAGUUCAUGCUGGCUCCAUAUUGCCGAGGAUAGCAAGGAUUCCGCUGAGUUGGCUAAGUUGAAGCGCGAGUUGCAAACUACGCUUCGAGUUUUGAAGCUUGUUUUGCUGAAUCCGGUUGCUAUUGCGGAUGUCGCAGAGCCAGAACAGAUGCAGGUGAAGGAAAAUGUGGAGAAGGAGUUCCAGGAGCUUGUUGAUGCGGAUGCAGAGCUAAGUGGUCUCUUUGAUAUUUAG
This is a messenger RNA of Penicillium griseofulvum, 3351 nucleotides long. RefSeq lists its product as uncharacterized. Lineage: Eukaryota; Fungi; Ascomycota; Eurotiomycetes; Eurotiales; Aspergillaceae. Gene Ontology annotation, biological process: tRNA 3'-terminal CCA addition. The transcript has 6 exons. Gene Ontology annotation, molecular function: RNA binding; ATP:3'-cytidine-cytidine-tRNA adenylyltransferase activity. The record is from RefSeq and is a predicted model, not a curated record. Bases 1 to 3351 code for a protein of 1116 amino acids.